Messenger RNA from Saimiri boliviensis boliviensis (Bolivian squirrel monkey), 1571 nucleotides. RefSeq names its product mitochondrial ribosomal protein L10 (gene MRPL10). The record is from RefSeq and is a predicted model, not a curated record. NCBI's taxonomy places the organism in Eukaryota, Metazoa, Chordata, Mammalia, Primates, Cebidae.
UUCCGUCCAUUCUUCCGGUGGAUAUGGCCGCGGCCGUGGCGGGGAUGCUGCGAGGGGGUCUCCUGCCCCAGGCGGGUCGGCUGCCUACCCUCCAGACUGUCCGCUGUGGCUCCAAGGCUGUUACCCGCCACCGUCGUGUGAUGCACUUUCAGCGACAGAAGCUGAUGGCUGUGACUGAAUAUAUCCCUCCGAAACCAGCCGUCAACCCAAGAUGCCUGCCAUCUCCUCCCAGCCCCCCACAGGAAGAGACAGGCCUCAUCAGGCUAAUCCGCCGGGAGAUAGCAGCAGUUUUCCAGAACAACCGAAUGAUAGCUGUCUGCCAGAAUGUGGCUCUGAGCGCAGAGGACAAGCUUCUUAUGCGACACCGGCUGCGGAAACACAAGAUCCUAGUGAAGGUCUUCCCCAACCAGGUCCUGAGGCCUUUCCUGGAGGAUUCCAAGUACCAAAAUCUGCUGCCCCUUUUUGUGGGGCACAACAUGCUGCUGGUCAGUGAAGAGCCUAAGGUCAAGGAGAUGGUACGGAUCUUAAGGACUGUGCCAUUCCUGCCACUGCUAGGUGGCUGCAUCGAUGACACCAUCCUCAGCAGGGAGGGCUUUAUCAACUAUUCCAAGCUCCCCAGCUUGCCCCUGGUGCAGGGGGAGCUUGUAGGAGGCCUCACCUGCAUCACGGCCCAGACCCACUCCCUGCUGCAGCACCAGCCCCUCCAGCUGACCACCCUGUUGGACCAGUACAUCAGACAGCAACGCGAGGAUUCUGUUGUGUCAGCCAAUGGGAAGCCAGAUCCUCCUGACCGUGUUCCGGACUCGUAGCCAGCCUGUUUAGCCAGCCCUGCCCUUAAAUACACUCUGCCCUAUUGGCUGUGCUGUCCUCCAUGGGAGAUGUGGAAGAACUUGGGGUGAGGGAGUGCAUUUGUCAUUUGGGUUUCGCUAACAAUGAUAUUGUCAAGUAUAGGCCACUCUGAGAUGCGGAGGAUUCCAUUUCAAAUGGAGGCUGUUAGUCACUGGCUUUGUCCUUAGUUUUCCCAACUUGAGACCUGAUAGGAGCAAAGUCUCUCUCCAUUCUCCAGGUCCAAGGCAGAGAUGCUGAAAGGAGAAGGCUAUUACCCCUGCCUCCUUGGUCACUGCCCCUUGCUGCAUGGGCUCCUGAGCCCACCCUCUUGGAUCACAACUUGCCACUGCCACAGUAGCUCAACCAAGCAGUCAUGUUGAGGAUGGCACCUGGUGAGAGCCUGCUGUGUGCCAGGCUCCGUGCUGAACACUGUACAUGUAUUAGUUCCUGAACUCCUGACAACAUGGUACCCAUUUCACAGAGAAGGAACAGAGAAAUUAAGUAGCUUACACAAGGUCAUGCAUUUAGUAAGGGGCAGAACAGGAACUUGAACCAGGCCCUCUCUGCUCUGAAGACUGCAUCCUGAAUUUUUACACUGGAGCUUCCUCCUCAGGUUACCCAGAAGUGGAUCCCGUCUUCCAUCCUGGUGUGCUUGGAUGUUCUCUGCCCGUGGGAGUGUGCCAUGCUGUGGAAAGUUUGGAAGCACUGCUUUAUGCUCAAAUGAAAUGCAUUCUACUUCCUCU